GUGCAAGAAAACGACGGAAGCCGUCGAGCUUUUCCAGAACUUCCAUCACAUCUCAAGCGAAACGGCGGUAGUGGAUUCGAAGAUGUGGGACAAACUGUCCGACGAGGUCAAGAUGAAAGAUGAGAAGGAAGCAAAGAAGAGGGAAGACCGGCGGAAAGAUCAGAAGAAUCGCGAGCAGGAGAAGCUGCAGCGAAAGGAGCAUCGGAACCUCGAAAGCUCCAACAUGUACAAGAACAUGAUGGAUGCCUGCCAGAUCAACCUCGGCAGCGUGUCCGCCCCACCGGACGCGGAGAGCCCAGCGAAGAGUAGCAAGAGCAAGAAGGAGGCUGAGCAGGAGAAACGUUUGGCAGAGGCCAAGAAGCACGUCAAGGAGCUGGAGUCCCAGGUGGUGAUCAAGAGCCCUGAAGAGCUCAAGGCUUCCGCCAAAGACUUCAGGGACCAGAAUGCUUGCACGCUCUACGACGAGACAACGAAAAAGUACAAGUACAGGUCUUGCUGUGGAACGAAGGUCUCCGACCUGGGUGUCUACGGGGUCGGAGUGGCGCUUUACUUCCAGUUCAUUCGGCAGAUGGGCGUUGUUUUCCUUCUGUGUGCCAUUGUCUUGGGCCCAAAUCUGGCCUUCAACAUAAUGGGUAACAUGGUGAACGAGAACAGUGCCCUCUACAAAUACCUGGGAAUGACCACGAUCGGAAACCUGGGUGCCUGCGAGGGCGCCCUUUGCGAGACGGAUGAGGACUUGCGCAACCGCUGCCUCAUCGACGAGUUUCCUUGCGAGACGACGCUGAAGGAAGUUUCGCAGUGGCUCGGCAUGGCUGAUGGUAUCGGUAUCCUGUUGGUCCUCGCCUGGGGCAUCUCUUUUCAAGCAUGCCACAUCCCUCGCAUGGUUAGGUUGAAUGACGAUGCCAAUCUGACCCCGUCCGACUUUGCAAUUGACAUCACUGUCCUGCCCUACCAGCUGAAAGACGGCCACAAGCAGUACCAGGAGAAGCUGAAGAACCACUUCCUGGGUGUUCUGAAGCGCUUGGGUUUCGACGAUGGCGACGGCGUCGUCGAGGUGUGCCUUGUGCGAGACUACGCGGGUGCCAUCAGCACAUUCCUGGCCAAGGGCGACCUAAUCCUCGCCGAGCAUGGAGAUGUGAUCCGGAUGAAGGCUCUGGAAGGCAAGGAUGACGCCGCAAGCAAGGCCAAGUACCAGAAGCUGGAGAAGGCGACGCACAAGAAAUAUGACAAAAUGAUGAAAAUGGAUAACAGCAUCCGAUCUCAAGCAGACAAGAGUGACGAUGAUCGUGGUGUGGUGCGUGCCUUCGUGAUCUUCGCUAAGGAGACCUACAAGAACGCCGUGCUUGAUGAGUAUCGCUUCUCUCAGUACAGCUUGUUCCGCUGCUGCCAAGGCGAGCCUCGGAGGUUCGAAGGUAACACGCUGAAGGUCCAAAACGCCUGCGAGCCCAGUGACCUGUACUGGGAGAACCUGGACUUUGCCUGGUGGAAGCGAGGUUGCCGGAUUUGCUUCGUGGUGUUGCUCACCUUGGUCUUCUUGGUCAUUUGUGCCGCAUCACUUGUGUACUUCCAGUCGCUCUCCAAAACAACCCUUGCAAGCCUCAACGAGAACGUCGCUUGGGUGAUCAAGGGGAACGGCACUGAGUGCCUGAAUUUCUGUGAUGUGGAGCUUUUUUCGGACAGGCUCUGCUCCGCAAACGGGGACACGUCCAAGACUUGGGACACCGUCAAGGUCUUCGACCAGUUCACCGACUAUGACGACGGCUAUGCCUGGAGUGGGACUUGCACGAACCCCUGGACAUCCAGCUGCACUUCAGCAACUCGCCUCGCGGAGGUCUCCGGCUGUGACGGGGACUCUGGCUCGAUCAACUGGAUUGGCUUCGAGUUCGCAGACACGCAGCAGGUGCAGUGCUGGCAGGCCACCAUGAUAGCACAGGCCAGGGAGGUGCAGGUGUUUGGGUGUCCUGUGGCUCCCCCACCGGUGGCUGAGCGUGGCUGCUGGAAGGUCGAGGAGAACUGUGCUCCGAUGUACCCCAACACCCUCACACCAGUCGUUGGAACCUGGACCGCCCGUGACAACAAGAUCUCAGCGGAUAUGUCCUGCUCUCUUGAUAUCGAGCUGCAUGUCGCGCAAGAGAGAUGGGCCAGCUUCGACGAGGGUUCCACAGAGCGUGUGUCGAACCCCAUCAUCAAUUGCUUCUGCCAGCAGCAGGUCCUCAACGUCGGGCCGGAAUUCUUGUUUCCCCCCUACGACACCGAGGAGAAGCUGGUGUGUCAAGAUUGGCUCGUCGACAACAGCCUCAAGAUUGCGAAGGUAAUCGGGGCCGCAGCCGCCGUCUUGGUGAUCAACCAGCUCCUUCUGCUGAUCUACGAGUUCCUUGUGGCCUUUGAGAGACACUGCACAGUCACGGAGGUGGCGCAGAGUCAGUUCUGGAAGCUCUUCUUGGCCCAGAUGGUCAACACAGGCUUGUUGGUUUUGCUUGUGAACGCCUCCUUGGACCUCCCGGAAGUCCUGAUGCCUUUGCGAGUGUUGCAGAUCGGUACCGGGCAGUUUGACGAGCUAUCCGUCUCUUGGUACAUUUCCGUCGGCACCGGCAUCUGCCUCACCAUCUUCAUGCAAGUCUUCAGCACGACGGUUCCGCCCUUGAUCAUGGCCUUCGUGGUGGGCCCUUGUUUGCAGUGCAUUUUCGGCAGGGGCGAGGUGGUGGAGGCACGUUUGCAAAGGAUCUAUCAGCUUCCUAAGUGGAACCUGUCUCUGCGCAUGGCACAGACUCUGACGGUGAUCUUCGUGAUUUGCAUGUAUUCUGGCGGCAUGCCAAUACUGUACUUCGUUGGCUUCGUCUACAGCAUUGUGGCCUUCUGGUUGGACAAGUGGUGUUUGCUGCAUGGCUCCUCAAAGCCACCUGCCUACAACCAGGCCAUCGUCCAUACUUGCUUGAACUUCCUUCCCCUUGCCGCUUUCUUCCACACUGUGAUUGCUGGUUGGAGCUGGGGCAAUCAGGAGCUCGUUCCCAGUGAGUGGAGCAGGCUCUUCUUUGUUGUGGAGAUAAUAUUCGGCAAGUCCAAGGAGGAUUAUGAGAACAUCAUCACCAGCUACAAUGCAGCACCGGCUCGUGACAAGCCUGCUAUGCAGUGGGACUACUACGAAGCCCGCAUGAUGGACAUGGCCAGGGAAGGCUCUUGGCUCAUCUUCUGUACUUUCGUUGCCUUCGUGGUGUACUACGUCCUCCUUUGGAGCUACAAGCUCCUCUUGAGGCCCUUCCUGUCCCCGUUUGUCUUUGCCAUUCGUGAGUGUUGUUGCUGCUGCUGCAGCCGACGCCAAACUUCAGCUGGGGACUCAAGCUGGGACACCUGUGUGCAGGAAUGCCGCAAGCACAGCACUCUAACCUCCUACCUGCUCAAGAACAACCCUUCGUACCACUCGGCAGCAGUGGCCAUUGCGCAUGGAGACCUUCGGGCACAGAGGCGUAUCUCAGAGUCUGACGCUCCAGAGGAGGCCACACUGUGA
Messenger RNA from Symbiodinium sp. CCMP2456, 3505 nucleotides. Lineage: Eukaryota; Dinophyceae; Suessiales; Symbiodiniaceae. The record is from the annotation of a GenBank genome assembly.